Messenger RNA from Dictyostelium discoideum AX4, 3396 nucleotides. It is a transcript of the gene smc5, whose product is annotated as structural maintenance of chromosome protein. The transcript is spliced from 3 exons. The record is from RefSeq and is a predicted model, not a curated record. The coding region runs from base 1 to 3396 and encodes 1131 amino acids. Gene Ontology annotation, cellular component: nucleus; chromosome. NCBI's taxonomy places the organism in Eukaryota, Evosea, Eumycetozoa, Dictyosteliales, Dictyosteliaceae.
AUGAAUAAUAGAAUACCUAAAAGAGUAGUUGUUGAAGAAAGUGAUAGUGAAGAUGAAGAACAAAGACAAUUUAAAAGGAGAAGAGAAAAUCAACCAACACAAAAUAUAACGGCACCAACACCUACACCAAAUAAUAAAAAUAGUAGUAGUAAUAGUAAUGGUAAUGGUAAUGGUGGUAAUAGGAGAAUGGAAUUUGUGAAUGGAAGUAUAGUAAGAAUUAAAUUAAAUAAUUUUGUAACAUAUUCAGACGUUGAAUUUAGGCCAGGACCUAGACUAAACGUAAUCAUUGGUCCGAAUGGGUCAGGUAAGAGUUCGAUAGUUUGUGCGAUUGCACUUGGACUAGGUGGCGGACCUAACCUAUUGGGUAGACAAAAACAGUUGGGCGAUUUCAUAAAGAAUCGAUGUAGUCAAGGUUACAUUGAAAUCGAGUUACACAAUGAGAGUGGUGAUAAUUAUAUCAUUAGAAGAGACCUAAAGAAGGAGGGUAACGGUAGUGAAUUUCAUAUCAAUGGAAAGUCAAUCUCAAAGAAUGACCUUAUAACAACCAUCAAGAAACUCAAUGUACAAGUUGAUAAUCUUUGUCAAUUCCUUCCACAAGAUAAAGUUGUUAGUUUCGCUUCAAUGUCACCAACUGAAUUAUUAAUUGAAACUGAAAAAGCAAUCAAUAUUAAUAAUAUGUAUGAAAAUCAUCAAGAAUUAAUUAGAUUACAAUCAAAUCAUCAAAAAGAAUCAACUACAUUUGAAGAAUUAAAAAAGAAUUUAGAUGAUUUGGUUAAAAAGAAUCAAUCAUUAGAAAAAGAUGUAGAUAAAUUUAGAGAAAGACAAAAGUUAUUAGAAUUUGUUGACAAAUUAAAAAGAAAAAGAACAUGGGCAAUCUUUGAAAAUGCAAGGGUUGCAUUCAUAAAAGCAAGAGAUGAUAAAGAACUAGCAGAAAAAACUGUUCAACAUGGUGAAUCACAAUUAAAACCUUUUAAAUCAAUUAUUAGUGAACAAACUAAAUCAAUUGAAAAAAGUAGAAAAGAAGUUCAUGAUAAUUCAACAAAAGUACAACAAACUGAAAGUGAAGUAUCAAGAUUAUCAUUAACAGAUGGUAAGUUGGUAAUUGUAGUUGAGAAUUUUUUAGCGGAAAUAGAUGGAAUACAACAACGUGAUAAAGAGAGAAAAGUUCAAAUUGCAAGAGUGACCAAAGAUAUUCAAGAUGAGACUACAAAGAUGCAAAGAUUACCAAAUGAUGAAGAUACCAAGAGAAAUGUGGAAAAGUUGAAUAGGGAAUUGAAAGAUUGUAAUCAACAAUUGGGUGAAUUGGAGAUUGAAAAGGAGGCAAAGAAUAGACAGUUCAAUAUGAUCAAUCAAGAGUGUACCUCAAUUCAAAGGGAGAUGUCACAAUUAAACAAUAUUCAAGCUCAAAAGUUAGAAUUCCUACGUAAUGAUCAAAGAGACGUUUAUUCAGCAUACGAAUGGUUAAGACAAAAUCAAAAUCUAUUCAAACAGAAAGUGUUUGGUCCGAUUUGUAUGGAGAUUAAUGUACAGAAUCCUGAACAUGCCGCAUUCUUAGAGAUGACAUUAAGUUUUAAUCUAAUGAUGACAUUUGUUUUCCAAUCUAUGGAGGAUCGUGAAACUUUUCACAGCAAUAUCAUUGAUAAUGGUAAAAAGUUAAGAGUAAACACUUUGGUCAGUAGGGGAGGCUUCAAAAUGGAGCGUGUUAAUAAUAUUGAAGAUUUCAGAUCCAUUGGUGCCACGCAUUAUUUAGAUGAAACAUUUGAAGCUGAUCAAGUUGUAAAAAAUGCAAUCAUGGAUAGUAUUCCAAUUUUCAAGAGUAUUGUAUUCGAUAGACGUGCAUUGAAUAAUGAAGAUACUAUUACCAAACAUAUCAAUUCUUUCUUCACUCCAAAUGGUUCCUACUAUACCACUUAUUCAAGAUAUGGUGAUAGAAAACCAACCACACGUGUAUCCAAUUUCAAGGUUGCAAAAUGGUUGUCUGGUAUAAACACUGGUAAGAAAGAUGAACUUCAAGAGAAAUUUCGACAAGCAAAGGUACGUCUUGAUCAAGAGAGGCUAUCAGCUGAGGAAAUUAGACAAAAACAAAAUCAAAUCACUGCAACUCAACGUAACAUCACAGAGGAGAGGAAUAAAUGUAAUGCAACCAUUGAUGAUCGUCGUAAAUGUUAUAGUAGAAUUCAAUUUUUAGCUAGAAAAUUAGAGGAAUUAAAUACCGAGGAGAACAUUGAAGAGGAAGAAAAGAAAAUCAGGCAAAAACUAAGGGAGGUCUAUGCAAAGAGAGCUGAUACUCUAUCAGAGAUCACUGAUAAAUUAAGAGAUUAUUUCAAACAUAUGGGUUCCCGUGAUCAUACUUUAAUCACCCUCAGUAGACUCGAAGCUAAAUUACGUUCUGAGGAGGACAGCUUGGCACGUGAGAGUGCAAAGCUUGAAGCUGAUAAAACGAGACUAGCGGAAUUGGUCAAAUAUUUCGAUGACUGUGUUAAAGAGGCUAAAAGAUUGAAAAGCGAAGCAGAGAAAAUCGUUGGCCCUUUAACACUCGAGGUUCAAGAGGAGUUUAAAUCAAUCAGUUUCCAUUCUCUCGAGGAGAUCGAUAGAGAAAUCUCAGCCACUGAAACUAAAGCAAAUUUCAUCAUUUCAAAUAAUCCAAAAGUUUUGGAAGAAUAUGAAGGGAGAAAGAGAGAAAUUCAAGUGAUUGAGGACAGAAUAUCCUUUCGUCAAAGAGAGUUACAAGAUAACGAUAAACGAAUGGGCAGAUUAAGAGAGGAUUGGUUGGUACCUGUAAAAGAGUUUAUCUCUCAAGUCAAUACAAGUUUCUCACAAUAUUUCAAGGCGAUCAAUUGUUUGGGUGAAGUUCAUCUAGGUUUCGAUGAACAACAUCCCGAUGAUUAUUCAAAAUAUUUUGUGGAUAUUCGUGUUAAAUUCCGUAAUGAAGAUUCUUUGAAAACUUUGAAUGCUCAAUUACAAUCUGGUGGUGAAAGAUCAGUUAGUACCAUGUUGUAUCUAAUCUCUCUACAGGAUUUAACAACUUGUCCUUUUAGAGUGGUAGAUGAAAUCAAUCAAGGUAUGGAUCCAAAGAAUGAAAGAAUGAUUUUCGAACAAAUCGUUAAAUCCGUUAGUAGUGAAGGUUCUCCUCAAUACUUUUUAAUCACUCCAAAAUUACUUCAUAAUCUACAUUAUUCACCUGAAACAACCGUUCUUUGUGUUUUCACAGGUCCUUGGUUUAUGUCUCAAAAACAAUGGAAUGAAAUACUUAAAAAAACUAUGGAAAAAAGAUCUGGUCGUCCGCAAUUACAAAAUAAUAAUAAUAAUAAUAAUAAUAAAAAUAAUAAUAAAGCAACAAUCCAAGAAGAAUUUGAUGACGAAAAUGAUGAUGAUGAUGAUAGUUCUGAUGAAUAA